This is a messenger RNA of Parathielavia appendiculata, 1510 nucleotides long. Its product is annotated as alpha/beta-hydrolase. The record is from RefSeq and is a predicted model, not a curated record. The transcript is spliced from 2 exons. NCBI's taxonomy places the organism in Eukaryota, Fungi, Ascomycota, Sordariomycetes, Sordariales, Chaetomiaceae. Bases 142 to 1296 code for a protein of 384 amino acids.
GCCAUAACCGUCGACCGUGCCGACUACCGAGUAUAGAUGCCGUCACAACUCAACCUCCAACUUACAACCAAGGUCAAAUUAAAACACCGAAUAUUCAGUGAUUAGUAGUUAUCAGCAACUGCAGCAAUCCAUCUCUUCAGAAUGGCACCCAAAACUCCGCCCCCGAAGGUGCCGACGGUCGCCGAGACGCUCAAGCAUCCUGCCUAUCCAACCGCAAUCUGGAACCUGGAGCCAGAUCGUAAGGGCCUGGUUCCCGUGGCCGAAGGCCGGGGCGGGCCCUUGAACAUCUCAUGGGAGAUUCACGGUGCCGGCCCAAUCAAGCUCUUUUUCAUCAUGGGCCUCGGCGGUCUCAAAUCCGCCUGGCAGCGCCAAACCCUGAACUUCGGUCACGAGCGACGCGACCAGUACUCGGUGCUGCUCCUAGACAACCGCGGCAUGGGCGACAGCGACAAGCCACUGAUGCGCUACAGCACGAGCGAGAUGGCGCGCGACGUCGCCGAGGUGCUCGCCCACCCGUCCGUGGGCUGGCUCCCCUCCUUUCCCCUCCCCUCCCAAGUUGAACGCACCCUCCACGUAGUCGGCAUCUCAAUGGGGGGAAUGAUCGCGCAGGAGCUGGCGGCGCUCAUCCCCAACGCCAUCUCCUCCCUCUCGCUGGUCUGCACGGCCGCCGCCAUCGAAAACACCACCACCUGGGCCGAGAACAUGGCCCAGCGCGCCUCCCUGCUCCUCCCCAAGACAGUGGACCGCUCGGUCGCCGACACAGCGCGGCAGAUCUUCUCACACGAAUGGUUGAACCAGCUCGACGACGUGCACCUGCCAGACCCAAAGACCACGCCCAAAUGCGGCCCGCCCCUCACCCCCUCCAGCCGCACUUCCCCCGUUGAUGACAGCAGCAGCAGUAGCAGUACUGGUCCAGCAUACCUCAAGUUCGACACCAACGCGCAGCGCUUCGUGGCCCAGGAAAUGCACAAACGCCUCGACACCUCGGGUCGGUUCGGUCUCAAGGGAUUCCUCCUACAAAUGAUCGCGGCGGGCUGGCACCACAAAAGCCCCGCGCAGCUGGCCGACAUGGCGGACCGGGUCGGGCGCGAGCGGAUCCUGGUGAUGCACGGCACCGAGGACGGCAUGAUCAGCGUGCCGCACGGCCGGAAGCUGAUUGAGUACAUCCGGCCGGGCAAGGGCAUGAUUCUCGAGGGAAUGGGCCAUGCGCCAUUGGUCGAGAGGUGGGAAUGGUUCAACCGGGUUGUGGAGGAGCAGUGCAAUUUGGGGGAGAGGUUAGAUGGAAGGCGGGCAUGAUUGAUUAGUGGUCGUAUGGUUAGAUCGGGGUUCUGGGUGUUCUGGUUGUGUCCUUUGGGAACUGUAUCAUUGGAGUAAGGUGAGCUGGGAAAAGGCUGUACAUAGAAGGUUUAUUUAGCCAUGGAUGACGCGCUAGCACACUCAUGAGAGGGUAUCUGCAACAUUCUUCAACCGAUCCACCUGGGGCACCUGCCUCAGAGCAUGACAAAGCCAA